Molecule: messenger RNA, 5531 nt
Organism: Bursaphelenchus xylophilus (pine wood nematode)
Lineage: Eukaryota; Metazoa; Nematoda; Chromadorea; Rhabditida; Aphelenchoididae
Source: the annotation of a GenBank genome assembly
AUGGAGGUUCGACUAAACUCCCCUGUGGUUACUGGGGUGUCGCCAAAAGACGGGAUCCCAGGCACUCAGGUCACCAUCCGAGGCGAGAAUUUGGGAAAUGGCCCUUCCGAUCUUGUCGCACUCAUUAUAUGUGGAACUGAUUGUCUGUUGACAGCCAAAUGGAAAAGUCCGUCUAAAAUCGUAGCUCGAGUAGGGCAAGCCAAAAGAGGACUAGGCGAUAUUAUUCUGGUUACCAGAAGUGGUGGAAGAGGGGUUUCCAACGUUCAGUUUCGGGUGUUUUUCGAGCAAAUUGGUCCUUUGGUUGAGAGCUCAGUUUGGGUGGAUGAGACAAGGACACUUCCAGUUAGAAACACGGUCAGGAAUGUGAAUGAAAGCCAUCCCAGCAAAGAUAUCCUUGGAAUAUCUACGUAAGUAUCACUUUUGGUUACUAUUUCUUGCUUUUAGGCGAGAAGUUACAGAUGCAACGAUUCUGCAAAAAGCGUUUCCCGAUUCGUCCGGAAAUCUUCGUAUGAACAAUUUUAAUCCCGCAUGGUAUAUGUUAGAAAAUUAUAAAUCUUCCAGGUACGGCUUUGUAGACUUUAAAUAGCCUAGAUUUUUAUAGAUUGCCGGAGAUAGUUGUGGGUAUCUCAAAUUUGAAGAAAGAGAUUACGAAGGAGAAGGAAUCUUCUAAAGAUGUUCAUAAAAGCAACCUAUAUUCCCUUAUUCACUGUGUGGAUGCUCUGGAUUCUCUUCAUAAGACGAUCGAGAGUGAUUGCGAAGCUCACGGGUGGCCUUUAACGACAGCUGUAGCCGAGAGGGUAAAUUUAUUGCAAUGUUCAUGAAUUGCGGCUUUUGUCACGUUAAUUGCUUAAAAAAGAUACGCCAGAAUUUGAAUCGGCGGUGGCAGUAGAAUUUUUCUAAGCCAUUUUUUGAGUUGAAAUAAUAUUGCGAGUAGGGUUGUUAAGUCGUCAACUUGACGCGUCAGUGACGUUGUAGAUUGCCGUGAUUUUCUUCAUGUCAAAUUGCUGUGUCAUUUUGAUUGUCAGAUUGAACUUUUUUUGGAAAAUUUUUUUAAUUUUGGCUAAGAAGUUGUAAGAAUUUUAAAAAUUUCGGAACUAGAUUGCUCCUUCUGGUCAAAACGAUGAAAUGAGCAAUAUAACUAGUUACCACUAAUAUUAACGGUAUUCAUCAUAGUCUAUGUUAAACUCGCGUGUGAAAGCUUUGUAUAACAAAAUUCCCAAUUCUGCCAAAAUGACGGUAAUUUGACACAACUUGACGUCAUUUUGAAAUGUCAAAUUAACAACCCUAAUCCGUAAAACAAUUUUGAAAAAAUGUCAUGGUGACGAAUUUAUGACAAAUUUACAAAAGUAUGGACAUUGUAAACCGUUUUUCUCAUGAUGACUCACUGUAUUAUUUCUACUCAAAAGAUGCCGUAGUAAAAUUCUACCGCGCACCGUCGCUGCCGGCUGGUUCAACUUCUCGCGAAGUGUCUAUUAAUUUUUAGAUUGGCGCAGCGCGAGAAACGUCUGAUAAGUUGUUUUCGGAUGUCCUUAGUCGGAAAGAUAAGGCUGAUGCCACAAGAAAUGCCCUCUCCGUUCUGACAAGAUUCAGAUUCAUCUUUUUCUUGGUGGAGAGUAUCGAGGAGAAUAUGAAUGCUGUAGGUGUAUUUCAGCUUGUAAUAAGUUGAAUUGAGCUUACAGGGUGAUUAUGCGGCCAUUUUGAGCGACUAUUCGAGAGCAAAGUCGCUGUUCAAGGGCACUGAGAUAACGCUCUUUAAGGAAGGUAUGUCUGUUUGUAAUGGUGGUACAAGUGUAAAUAGUUUUUAAAUAUUGGUCUAUAAUUUAGUUAUGGAACGAUUAAACCAGCAGAUUAUCAAGUUUAAAGAAACCUUGCAACAGCGUCUAAUAGGAAUCCCAACAUCCUUGGAGGAGCAGAGCAAGUUGAUUAAAUACUUAAUGAUUCUGGAUCCGGACUCAAACCCUGGCUGGAAUUGUGUGACCACCUAUCAUUGUUGGCUGGAAGAUCAGUUGUGGGAUUUACAGACUAAAUAUACGAUUAUGGCUGAUGCGAAAUUGUACGAAAACACGGGUACGCUCUCUUUUAUAAUAAGUAAAAUCAAUGUUUUAGGUAAUGAUAAACGAAGCUACACGAACUCGUUCGUGGCCGAACUAUUGAAUCUUCUAUGCGACAAAUUGAUGUCUUUCAUGAAAUUGGCUUCCAUUUACUCGAAUUCGAAUAAAGAAAUCAACAACAUUGAUGGUGUAAAGGUACGUCGUGUAUGACAAUAUAUGUAUAUUAACAAGGGAAGUACUCCGAUUCCGACGCUCAGAUUUUGAUGAAGUUUAUCACAAAUUGAGAAAAAUUGUUUAAAAGGCAUGCGAGACUUCUAAGCUCGCGCUUUGCAGAAACCACUGAGAUUUUUUGAUCGAAAUUUUGAAAAAAUGGGACUCUUUUUAGCGAAGUUUGGGAUGAAAAGUUAUGAAAAAAGUUUCAGAAAGGUGCCCAAGGAGAAAUCCAAUUGGUGUUUAAAGUAACAAGCAUUCCUCUAAUACAGGGUGUUUCAAGAAGUAUGACAGAAACUAAUUGCGAAUAUCUUUGAGCUCUUGGGAGUUAUCGCAGAAAUUCUUUUUGUUUCUAAAACUUGAUAUCGGGCGGUUUUGUACUGAGCAAAAAAAAAUUUUUUUUGUCGGCGGAGGGGCCAGUUCUCGGCGGAGACAUUUGGGGCCUUUUUUAAAAAUCACACCUUAUUGCAUGGUGGAAACUCUGUUACAGUGGCCAAAUUCAUGUUUACGUUAAACCUCCGUGGAUUUUGCGGUAUGCUUUUUUUGCGUUUUCGAUUUUACGCAACAUCCGCGGAGGCGCGGCGGAGACCUCAGAUUUCGGCGGACUUUGUUUUGGGCCCUCGGUUUUUGCAAAUCCAUGUUGGAAAAAAGGUUGAGGCGAUUUUUUGUUGUCAUCCGAUGCACACAGGGCAAAAAUUUUGUACUUUUUUAUCCCGGCGGAGGAUUCGGCGGAGGCUUUAUCAAAGGGUCAAAACAAAAUUUUGACUCUUUUGAUAAAGCCUCCGCCGAAUCCUCCGCCGAUGUGUCCGCAGGAUCAAAAAAUAAGAAAAAUGGUGUUGCUGUGAUGGAUUCUUGUAGCUGAGUUUUUUCCCGGACUCCUAAGACUGUUCUGACCCUUUGGUAAAGCCUCCGCCGAAUCCUCCGCCGGGGAAAAAAAGUGCGAAAUUUUUGCAUCUGUGCAUCGGGUGACAACAAAAAAUCACCCCACACUUUUUUCCAACCUGAAUUGAAUGAUCCAAAGGCUCAAAACGACGUCCGCCGAAACCUGAGGUCUCCGCCGUGCCUCCGCGGAUGAGCGAAAAUCGAAAACGAAAAAAAGCAUACCGUAAAAUCCACGGAGGUUUAACGUAAACAUGAUUUUGGCCAUUGUAACAGAGUUUCCACCAUGUAAUAUGGUGUGAUUUUUAAAAAAGUCCCCAAACGCCUCCGCCGAGAACUGGCCUCUCCGCCGACGAAAAAAAUUUUUUUUUGUUCAGUACAAAACCGCCCGAUAUCAAGUUUUAGAAACAAAAAGAAUUUCUGCGAUAACUAGCAAGAGCUCAAAGAUAUUCGCAAUUAGUUUCUGUCAAAUUUCUUGAAACACCCUGUAUACUAGAAAAAUAGAUGUAUAGAAGAUGUACUUGUUUUUGCUUUAAUAAUCACCGAUAUAAUGUGCAAUAUUAUCAUAUUUUCUAUCCAGAGUGCUUGUCUAUCGCGUGAAUUACUCGGGAGUAAGAGAAAAAGACGUUUAAGAGUAAUAUCCCAAACUUUCUCAUCAAAUUUGCUGCUAAACAUUGAGGUAUACACGAAAAGGUUAUCAUUUACGGACAGUGAGAAGUCGUUGCGGACAACAAAAAAUAAUUCCAUAUUUAAAUUCUAGCAAAUGGCGUCUAACACUAUUAAUCUCGGGUCUUGGCUGGUUCUGAAUGCCAUUGCGCCCGAAGCGAUCCCUCAACGAGUCAAAGACGAUUACGGAAAUAAGUUCGCAACUUUCUCGGAGACACUGGUUGACGGGUACGGACAGGUCGAACUCUUGAUACAAGCGAUAAAAGCCCUGAGGUAUGUCAUAUUUUUGUUGUUGUUUUUUUUAUUAUAGGAAUGCGCUCAAAACUUUAUUGGACUCCCAGUUUGACAGGACCCAAGUUCAUCCUUUGGUAGAGCUCUCAAAAACCUUAAAAAUCAAGGGAAUCGAAAUAUUAACAACAACUGUAAUAAACGGUGGGUAUCUAACAUUGAGAUUCGUCGACUCUUACACCUUGUUUUUUAGGUAUUAUGGGUUUAUCAUCAAAAGAAAACUGGAAGAUUGACUAUGCAGCGCAAAACUUUAAAACAUUACUUCCCGAUCUCUAUGAGGCCAAGGUAACCUUGGCUUGUUGUUUUUAUUGGCUUUAGAUUAACGAGAUGUUGGAUUCCACGAAUUCCCUUUUGACUCCUGGAGGGGUUUUUGAAGAUGAUUUAUUUGUAAAUGAUGCAAUUCGGCAGAUGAUUGUGGAUAGAUACAUGCUGGUGGUUGGCUCCAUUAAAGACUGCCUAGAGCAAUUAUUGGCUAUAAAGUUGAGAAAACGACCUCAUCGAUUGUAUUUGGUGAAUGAAUCUGAUAGUGGGUCAAUCAACAGUGCAGUGGAAGGUAGGGUUUUUCUGAUAAAAUUGUUCUAAAAUUAUUACACUUGUAGAUCGGAGUAAGCCUGCGAGUGAAGUUAAUGGUCGCCGUCUUCUAACGGCUAUCUCAAAUCUUGAUUACAUUUUGCAGACCUCUUUGCCGCAUAUUUGUAGAAAGUUAGCGGACAACGGGAUGAAGUAUAGCGAUCUUAUUCUGGAGGUGGGUGACCAUACGUGUGCGGUUAAUGGUUUUUACAGAAGACCAAAGGGGAACUGACAGUACUCCGUGCUGAGUUGGUCUCCAAAUAUUUGGAACUGAAAACUGGACCCUUGCUUUCACUAGUUGACUGUAUUUCAUACGAUCAUCUCCCAGAAGAAGACGGUUGGUUGUUGAGUAAAAUUUAAUUUUUCUUGCAGAUGUCUCCUCCUAUAUCAAGGAACUUGUUAUGGGCAUGAUCUUUGUUAAGGCCGAGUUGAAUCUUGUUAUUCCCGUUAUGUCUGCAAAAGUAUGUUGUAUGUCUAUUUCUUGAGUUGCCUUAGGUUAUUCAAUCGGCUGUUAGGAUUGUGACAAAACAAUUGGUAAAAGUCCUGAAGACUGUGAUCACUCGCAGUGAUGAGCAUGCCACCCAAAUCGUUAUAGAUGCCACAGCAAUUGAAGAGGCGUUUGAUUCUUAUAUUGAUGACGAUUUAAGGUAUGGCGGUAGGUGCGGAUGGUUAAUUAAGUUUUUAGAAAGGACUUAAACGAUGUCAGAGCACCUCAUAAAAUUGUAUUGGAUAAAGAGUGAGUGUUUGCUUGUUUGAAUGAACACUCAUACUUUUAGACUGUUUGAGGAAAGUCUGAGCAACUUCAAGAAUGCCAUGUUUCUGGCAAUUGGCAGUAUCUCGGGAAAUGAUAACAUUUCAGAUGUCUAA